AUGGGGUUUGUUGAUGGUACGAAACCCUCAUCGGCUGUUCUUCUUGCUGCCGACACCGACACCGCCGACGCCAUGCCACAGCCGAACCCCGCCUAUGCCGUUUGGAUGCGUCAAGAUCAAGCAUUGUUGUCCAUGCUUGUCUCCUCCCUCUCCGACGAGGUCAUGCCAAUCGCCGUCGGACGUCGCACGAGUCGUGCCCUUUGGGAGGCCAUUGUUCAGACGUUGUCGUCUUCCUCCCGCGCCCGCGCGUUAAACCUUCUCGGCCAGUUGCAGGGACUGGAACAGGGUGAUUCGUCGGUUGCGGAUUACAUCGGGCGAGCUCAGCCGGUCACCCUCCAGGAAUUGGCGGACUUCCUCGGUGCCCAGGAAUUUAUCGCCAACCGUGAUUACGGCGGUGCUCCGGCGGCUCUUGCUGUUCAGCACGGUGGCGGCCGAUCAGGUCGCGGAGGUCAAAACCGUGGUGGUGGUCAACGAGCAGGCGGUGGCAACGGUGGGUCCAAUCGUAGUGAUGGCGGUAGACAGCAAGGUGGCCGUGGGCGUGGUGGCCGCAGUCGCGGACGCAACAGUGGUGGCAAUUAG
This is a messenger RNA of Ipomoea nil (Japanese morning glory), 579 nucleotides long. RefSeq names its product RNA-binding protein FUS-like. The coding region runs from base 1 to 579 and encodes 192 amino acids. NCBI's taxonomy places the organism in Eukaryota, Viridiplantae, Streptophyta, Magnoliopsida, Solanales, Convolvulaceae. The record is from RefSeq and is a predicted model, not a curated record. The transcript has 2 exons.